This is a messenger RNA of Serendipita indica DSM 11827, 1002 nucleotides long. NCBI's taxonomy places the organism in Eukaryota, Fungi, Basidiomycota, Agaricomycetes, Sebacinales, Serendipitaceae. The record is from the annotation of a GenBank genome assembly.
AUGGCAUCUAAUCAGAACAGUCGAGCUGUUCCUCUUGUCGCCAGUGGCCAUACACGCCCAGUGACGCAUCUCUCGUUUUCUCCUCUGCAAGAGGAUGGCUCCUAUCUCUUGAUCUCGAGCUGUAAGGAUGGCAAACCCAUGUUGCGCGAUUGGACCGGUGACUGGAUCGGCACCUUUAUGGCCCUCAUGGGACCACCAGGACACAAAGGCGCCGUUUGGAGCUCAAAACUCUCAUUGGACACGGCAAAGGCCGUCACUGGCAGUGCAGACUUUACCGCAAAAGUAUGGGACACGUACAGCGGAGAAGUCUUGCACUCGUUUCCGCACGAUCAUAUCGUUCGAACCGUCGACAUUUCACCCUCAUCGGCGCAAAUCGUUACCGGCGAUCAGACGAAAAAGAUCCGAAUCUUUGAUCUCUCUCGCCCCGACGCGGAUCCUCGCUACCUAGUGGCCAAAAACAUGGAAACUGCUCACGAAAAGUUUGUCAAGAGCGUCGUGUGGCUUCCAGACGGCCGUCAGAUUGUCAGCGGCGGAGAGGAUGGUGUCGUAAACUGGUGGGAUCUUCGUACGAGUGAUGCAGCGUAUACAGUCAAGUUUCCAAACCCUGUUACAUCUCUCGAGCUGUCCGCGCCCACGGGCACACUCGUUUUGACAUACGGCAACAACGUUUCGUUCUACCCUGUUAUGCCAGCCUCUUCUCCUUCUCAUACACUUACACUCCCUCAUGCGCCUUCUUCGGCCUCGCUUCAUCCCACCACGGGUGAUCGAUUCGUCACGGGUGCCGUUGGUGAUCCUUGGGUCAGAGUGUAUGGGCUCGUUGACGGCAACGAGUUGGAACUUUACAAGGGACACCAUGGUCCCGUCCACACGGUCAUGUACAGCCCGGAUGGAGAGAUGUAUGCGUCUGGAAGUGAGGACGGAACGAUCCGUCUGUGGCAAACUACGCCCGGCAAGUCGUACGGUCUUUGGCAAGGACAGACCAACGGCAACUCGCACUCGUAA